Molecule: messenger RNA, 1250 nt
Organism: Aspergillus saccharolyticus JOP 1030-1
Lineage: Eukaryota; Fungi; Ascomycota; Eurotiomycetes; Eurotiales; Aspergillaceae
Product: rRNA-processing protein UTP11
Exons: 2
Coding region: 156-1052 (298 amino acids)
Biological process (GO): rRNA processing
Cellular component (GO): nucleolus; small-subunit processome
Source: RefSeq, a predicted model, not a curated record
CUGCAUCUACCUCUGCUGCUGCCACCUACACUGACUGUGUAUAUCAGCACAUAUUUCUCAUCAACUUGCUCACUACUACCUCCUCGAUCUCGGGCCCUCGAAGUACUUCUUGAUCAGAGUCCCACUCAACGCGGCCAGCCGGUUGUUCACCGAGAAUGUCCUCCACAAUGCGCAACGCCGUCCAACGGCGCAACCACAAAGAACGAGGCCAACUUCAAGGCCGUGAGAAAUGGGGUAUUCUGGAAAAGCACAAGGACUACUCCCUCCGCGCCAAAGACUACAACGCCAAAAAGGCCAAACUCAAGCGUCUCCAAGAGAAAGUCCGCGACGCCAACCCAGAUGAAUUCCACUUCGGGAUGAUGUCCAGCAAGCAGGGGAAGCACAGCACGACCAAUCGGGCCUCGGCCGCGGGGCUGAGCCACGACGCGAUCAAGCUGCUCAAGACGCAGGAUGCCGGGUACCUGCGGGUGCAGGGGGAGAAGAUCCGACGGCAGUUGGAGCGGCUGGAGGAGGAGGGGCGGGUGCAGGAGGGGAUCAAGGUUGCUCUUGGCGAGGGGGAUAACAGUACCAAGCAAAAGAAGGAAGGGGGUGGUGGGGAUGACGAUAUGGAUUUUGAUUUUGAUUUUGGGUCUGAGGAGGAGGAUGAUGAUGAAGCCGCAAAGCCGAGGAAGGUUGUUUUUGCAGAGGAUCGCGAGGAGCAGAAGGAUUUGAAACGCGAGAAAUUGAUGCAGAUGGAGAAAGAGUCGGAGAGCGAAGAGGAGGAGGAGGAUGAGGAUGACUCGUUCGGGCAGCGGAAGAAGCAGACGCAAAGAAAAUCGCGGAAGCAGAUCGAGGCCGAGCGCCAGGCUCUCGUCGAGGCCAGGCGCGCCCGCAAGAUCCGGAAGCGCGCGGUCGAGGCCAGGGAGAACAAAGUCAAGGCCCUCCAGAAGCAGUACAAGGAAAUCACCGCCGCCGCUCGCGAGCUGGACUGGCAGCGCGGCCGCAUGGACAACGUCGUCGGCGGCACGAAUAAGAACGGCGUCAAGUGGAAGAUCCGCGAGCGCAAGCGCUGAUCAUCAUCUGCUGUUGGUUCCAUCGCUGCUCCAUGACUGAUGAUUUUACAUCGCUUGCUUGCUCUGCAUGGGUUGGGUCCUACAAAAGUUGCCCGUAUUUUUUUUGUUCGCUUUUCCAGUGGUUUGGGGUUAUAGAUCGCCAGGCGUCCGAGAUACCAAUGUUCUUCAUCUUGUACAUUUCAUCAGAGAAAAUCAUAC